UUGGUUUGAUUUCUGCGACACAAGUUUCCGGUGCUCCCUCGCAUUUCUCCCCGUGUUGCAGGAGAGUUUGAGUGUGUAUUUUUUAACGCUAGUUAUCUUAAUAACUAGUGCAGAAGCAAUCAUAACAGUUAAUAGGUGAGAGGAGAGAACAACAAGCCGUCAAGAUGCCGAGAAUUAUGAUAAAAGGAGGCGUUUGGCGCAACACUGAGGAUGAGAUCCUGAAGGCAGCUGUGAUGAAAUAUGGGAAAAAUCAGUGGUCUCGUAUCGCCUCCCUGCUUCAUAGGAAGUCAGCCAAACAAUGCAAAGCCAGAUGGUACGAGUGGUUGGACCCCAGCAUCAAGAAAACAGAAUGGUCCAGAGAAGAGGAGGAGAAGCUGCUUCACUUGGCCAAGCUGAUGCCGACUCAGUGGAGGACCAUUGCCCCUAUCAUAGGACGCACAGCUGCCCAGUGUCUUGAGCACUAUGAAUACCUGCUAGACAAGGCAGCACAAAGAGAUAAUGAGGAAGAAGUUGGAGACGACCCCAGGAAGUUAAAACCAGGGGAGAUUGACCCGAAUCCUGAAACUAAACCUGCCCGACCUGACCCUGUUGACAUGGACGAAGAUGAGUUGGAGAUGCUGUCUGAGGCCAGGGCUCGACUGGCCAACACCCAGGGCAAGAAAGCCAAGAGGAAGGCAAGAGAGAAACAGCUUGAGGAAGCCAGGCGGUUGGCUGCUCUGCAGAAACGCAGAGAGCUGAGAGCAGCCGGAAUCGACGUCCAGAAGAAGAGGAAGAAGAAGAGAGGAGUGGACUACAACGCUGAAAUCCCCUUUGAAAAGAAACCUGCACAGGGUUUCUAUGACACCAGCAUGGAGCAGUACGUCCCUCUGGAGCCAAACUUUAAAAGACUCAGGCAGCAGCACCUGGAUGGAGAACUACGCAAUGAGCAAGAGGAGAAGGAGAGGAAGAAAGAUAAAAGUAAGAUCAAGAAGAAGAAAGAGAGCGAUCUUCCAUCUGCCAUCUUGCAGACAAGUGGAGUGGCAGAGUUCACAAAGAAGCGCUCCAAGCUGGUUUUACCUACCCCACAGAUCAGUGAUGCUGAGCUGGAAGAGGUUGUCAAAUUGGGUGUUGCCAGUGAGGUCGCCCGUCAAGCUGCCGAGGAAAGCGAAAGCGGAAACUCCGCCUCCUCUGCCCUCCUGUCAGAGUACAGUGUCACCAACACCAUGUCAACGGGGCUACGUACUCCACGCACUCCUGCUGUGCAGGACAGGAUACUGCAGGAAGCCCAGAACCUGAUGGCUCUGACCAACAUCGACACGCCUCUGAAGGGCGGCCUCAACACACCGCUGCACGAGAGCGACUUCAGUGGAGUAACUCCCCAGCGUCAACAGAUACAAACACCAAACACGGUUCUUAGCACACCUUUCAGAACUCCUGGACAGGGUCAGGGGCAAGAAGGCAUGACGCCUCAGGCUGGAGGAGAGAUGACCCCACGUGGGGCGGUGACACCAGGUUUGACCCCUGCCCGCACGCCCCUCAGAGACAAACUAAAUAUUAACAGCGAGGAACAACUGGCUGACCCGGCAUUCUCUAAACAUCUGCAACGAGAAAGCCUUCAGCAGCUGAGACAGGGACUGAUGUCACUUCCUGUGCCCAAGAAUGACUUUGAGAUCGUUCUUCCUGAAAACGCAGAGAAAGAACUUGAGGAGACGGAGACAGAGAUAGGGUUCAUAGAGGACUCUGCAGAAGUGGAGGCACGCAAGAUGGCUGUAAGGGCAGCAGAGAAGGAGAAGGAGCUGAAGCUGCGACACACGGCUGUUCAGAGGAAUUUCCCCCGACCCACCGAGGUAAACGAGUCCGUCCUCCGUCCUGUCUCCAUGGACCCUACGAUGGACCCCCAGCUGGCAGAGGAGCUGAUCAAACAGGAAAUGAUCACCAUGCUGCACUACGACUGUUUACACCACCCGUCGUCCAUGACGGGCAGUCAGCUACAGCGUACCAAAGGCAGAGGCCCCGCCUCCACAUCUAACAAUGCGUCACAUAUUGCGUACCUGGAAACUCACCCUUACAAGACAGUCAGCACAGAGGACAUGGAGCAGGCAAAAGAGAUUCUGGCAGCAGAAAUGGAGGUGGUGAAGGCGGGUAUGGGUCAUGGUGAUCUCAGUAUGGAGGCUUACAGCCAGGUGUGGGAGGAAUGCUACGGACAGGUUUUAUAUCUCCCUACUCAGAACAGGUACACCCGAGCUAACCUGGCGUCAAAGAAAGACCGUAUUGAAAGCCUGGAGAAAAAACUAGAUGUGAACCGUGGUCACAUGACAGCGGAGGCUCGGAAAGCAGCCAAACUGGAGAAAAAACUGAAAAUCCUGCUGGGAGGGUUUCAGUCAAGAGCACUGGGGCUCCUGAAGCAGCACAAUGAGCUGUGGGAACAGGUGGAGCAGUCAGCCACAGAGCUCCAGACCUUCAAUCAGCUGAAGAAACAUGAAGAUACAGCCAUUCCCAGGAGACAAGCAGCACUGCGGGAGGACGUGGAGAGGCAGAUGGAGAGAGAGAGAGAACUUCAGCAGAGAUAUGGAGAGCUCCUGAUGGAGAGGGAGGCACUGAUUAACAGUGCUCAGAAAUAUUGAACCACACACAUGCUUCACAAACUCGUGGAGAAACUAAUUCCAAGAUAAAAGAAACUCUAACAAACAAAAAUGAGUUUCCUCUCUUCAGCAGUCCGACUCAUCGUGUUCAACAUUCAGUCAUGUAUCGAUAUUUGCGGCAAUCCCCUCAGAUGAUCCCUGCGUCCAUGUUCUAAUGUUGCUAUGAUGUCACGGAGUUUUGAGCAUGCUCAGACAUCCCCUGUGUUUCUGUAUUAGUGACCAAUAAAGUUUCUUUUCAACAAUGACAA
Messenger RNA from Labrus mixtus (cuckoo wrasse), 2869 nucleotides. It is a transcript of the gene cdc5l, whose product is annotated as CDC5 cell division cycle 5-like (S. pombe). Gene Ontology annotation, biological process: regulation of transcription by RNA polymerase II; mRNA splicing, via spliceosome. The record is from RefSeq and is a predicted model, not a curated record. The coding region runs from base 165 to 2603 and encodes 812 amino acids. Gene Ontology annotation, molecular function: RNA polymerase II transcription regulatory region sequence-specific DNA binding; DNA-binding transcription factor activity, RNA polymerase II-specific. Gene Ontology annotation, cellular component: Prp19 complex; spliceosomal complex. The transcript has 19 exons. Lineage: Eukaryota; Metazoa; Chordata; Actinopteri; Labriformes; Labridae.